This is a messenger RNA of Aspergillus versicolor CBS 583.65, 906 nucleotides long. Its product is annotated as acetate uptake transporter family protein. Gene Ontology annotation, cellular component: plasma membrane. Gene Ontology annotation, molecular function: acetate transmembrane transporter activity. The record is from RefSeq and is a predicted model, not a curated record. NCBI's taxonomy places the organism in Eukaryota, Fungi, Ascomycota, Eurotiomycetes, Eurotiales, Aspergillaceae. The coding region runs from base 1 to 867 and encodes 288 amino acids. The transcript has 3 exons.
AUGGCAUCCAACGAAGUUUCUGAGAAAUAUGACCUCCAAAACACCAUCACAAACGCCACCACCCCAUCCCCCCCUUCAGAGCCGACCCCAGGCCAGUCCUCCCACCUAGACUAUGCCAACUCAGCAGGUCUCACGCACACAAUCACCGCAGAGUCUCGCCUCCCUGCCUUUGGCGGAGCCUUCCAGCCGGGUCUCUAUCGCCCGCAGAAGAAGGCAGCCAACCCUGCACCCCUCGGUCUCUGUGCCUUUGGCCUCACUGUUUUCCUCUUGGGGUGUGUCGAGAUGAAGACUCGGGACAUCACCCAGCCUAUCUUUCUUGUUGCACCUGCAUUUGCAUACGGGGGGUUGGUCCAGCUACUGGCUGGCAUGUGGGAAAUGGCUGUAGGAAACUCGUUCGGCGCGACUGUCCUCUCCUCGUACGGUGGAUUCUGGAUCUCAUUCGGGAUCAUCCUAACGCCAGGUGGUUUCGGAAUCAAGGAAAAUCUUGUGGAGGCGAGCGCUGGGACGCCUGAUAUGUUCUACGACUGUCUGGGGUUGUAUUUACUCGCCUGGUUCAUCUUCACCAUCGUAAUGACCCUAUGCACCCUCAAAUCGACCCUCGCGUUUUUCACCCUCUUCCUCUUCGCCGAUCUUGCUCUCCUCUUGCUAGGAAUCGGAUACCUCCUCCGAGACGCCCAGGGCACGCCCAACAGCCCCCUGUGCCAAUCCGGCGGCUUCUUUUCAAUCAUGUGUGGUUUCCUGUGCUGGUAUAAUGCCUUUGCCGGUCUGGCGGACCGCAGCAAUACCUAUUUGAUUCCCCCGGUUGUGCAUUUCCCUUGGUCGGAGCAGGGGCGCAGGUCUCGUGGUGGGGAUGUUGAGGCGGCGUAGGUCAGAAGUUUGUGGUGGCAGGUUUUGGUGGUGUUGAUG